This is a messenger RNA of Harpia harpyja (harpy eagle), 4460 nucleotides long. RefSeq names its product UFM1 specific ligase 1 (gene UFL1). Gene Ontology annotation, molecular function: UFM1 ligase activity. The transcript is spliced from 19 exons. The record is from RefSeq and is a predicted model, not a curated record. Gene Ontology annotation, biological process: regulation of proteasomal ubiquitin-dependent protein catabolic process; protein K69-linked ufmylation; response to endoplasmic reticulum stress. Gene Ontology annotation, cellular component: endoplasmic reticulum membrane. The coding region runs from base 33 to 2414 and encodes 793 amino acids. NCBI's taxonomy places the organism in Eukaryota, Metazoa, Chordata, Aves, Accipitriformes, Accipitridae.
CGGCGGGGCUGACGUGUAGCGGCGAGGCGGCGAUGGCGGCCGCCUGGGAGGAGAUUCGGCGCCUGGCGGCCGAUUUCCAGCGGGCGCAGUUUGCCGAGGUGGCCCACAGAUUGUCAGAGCGGAACUGUAUAGAAAUUGUCACAAAACUGAUUGCAGAAAAGCAGUUGGAAGUAGUGCACACACUUGAUGGAAAAGAAUAUGUCACUCCAGCACAGAUUAGUAGGGAGAUCCGGGAUGAGCUUCACGUUAGUGGUGGUCGAGUAAACAUUGUUGACUUGCAACAGGUAAUAAAUGUGGACCUUCUGCACAUUGAAAACAGAGCUAACGACAUCGUUAAAUCUGAAAAAACUAUUCAGCUUGUACUGGGACAGCUUAUAAAUGAGAGUUACCUGGAUCAAUUAGCAGAAGAAAUAAAUGAUAAACUACAGGAAACUGGCCAGGUGACAAUAUCAGAACUCUGCAAGGCCUACGACCUCCCGGGAGAGUUCCUGAUACAGGCUUUAUCCAGGCGUUUGGGUAGAAUUAUUCAUGGACAACUAGACCAGGAAAACCGUGGGGUGAUUUUUACAGAAGCCUUUGUGUCCCGGCAUCGAGCACGCAUUCGUGGUCUCUUCACUGCGAUUACUCGGCCUACACCUGUAAGUAACUUGAUCACUCGGUAUGGAUUUCAAGAACAUUUACUUUACUCUGUGCUAGAAGAACUUGUUAACACCGGUCGUCUAAAAGGCACUGUGGUUGGUGGGAGACAGGAUAAGGCUGUGUUUGUUCCAGACAUCUAUGCCAGAACGCAGAGCAACUGGGUGGAUUCGUUUUUCAAGCAGAAUGGUUACUUAGAAUUUGAUGCAUUGUACAGACUUGGCAUCCCUGACCCAGCAGGCUACAUUAAAAAAAGAUACAAGUCCACACAGCUCUUAUUUCUGAGAGCAGCUUGUGUUGGUCAAGAAAUUGUGGAUCAAGUUGAAGCCUCUGUAGAGGAAGCCAUCAGCUCUGGAAACUGGAUAGAUGUAGCAACUCUGCUGCCCAGUUCUUUGUCAGUAGAAGAUGUUGGGAUUUUGCUUCAGCAAGUGAUGAGAUCUUUAAACAAAAAUUCUUCAGGCUUAGUCUUCAGUGACACGAUUGUGGUCAGUGAGAAAUUUCUAAGCAGCUGUGCUGAUCUGUUUUCUGAUAUGAUGCAACAGAAAGCUGAAAAGGAAAUGAAAAAUAGCCCUGUUAAUUUAAUCACUGAAGAAGAUUUAAAACAGGCUUCUGGUUUAGAGAAUUCCUUUGCUAAUAAAAAAGACAAAAAGGAUGAAAGAAGAAAGAAAGCAACAGAGGGCAGUGGAAGCACAAGAGGAGGAGGAGGAGGUGGUAAUGCGAGAGAGAUCAAGAUUAAGAAGACCAAGAAGAAAGGAAGAAAGGAUGCUGACAGUGAUGAAGAGUCACAAGCAACUAGCACAGGUAGGAAUAAGCAGCCGGAGUUCCCUUUCAUGUCACAAGAGGAAAUUCAGGAUGUUUUAAAGACCCGCAUGCAGGAUUGCCCCGAAGAGCUUAUUACAGAACUUGCUGAACAUCUAAUAAGACCUUUAACAAAAACUUACCAGGAAGUUGUGCGUUCUGUUUUUACGUCUUCAACAUCUUCCUCUGGAGCUAGCAGAAGACAGACUAUGAAGGACUUGCAGGAGGAAUUCUCAAACUUGUACAACAACAUUCGGUUAUUUGAAAAGGGAGCAAAGCAUUUCACAGAUGAGACUCAGACUAACCUUGCCAAACACCUGUUGAAGACUGUCUGUACAGACAUUACAAAUCUUAUUUUCAACUUCCUAGCAUCUGAUUCAAUGAUGACAACCGAAAAUUAUUCUACAAUCACAAAUGAGGUCCGGACCAAGAUUUUAGGUAAAUUGCCAGAAGACACCAAAGGUCCUUUAGCUAAACUUCAUGCUUCCCUGAAUGGCAAGAGCGUAGAAGAUUUUCUUUCAUGCCUUGAUUCUGCAGUGGAUAUUUGUGGUAUUAUGGUGAAAAAAGGAGACAAAAAGAAGGAAAGGCAAGUCCUAUUUCAGCAUAGACAAGCUCUGAUUGAACAGCUAAAAGUCACUGAAGAUCCAGCUCUUGUACUGCACCUGACAUCAGUACUGUUAUUUCAGUUUUCAACCCACUGUAUGCUUCAUGCGCCAGGAAGAUCAGUACCACAGAUCAUUAAUUUCCUAAGUGGCAAGAUCCCGGAGGAUCAGCAUUCUCUGUUAGUCAAAUACCAGGGAUUAGUAGUGAAACAAUUGAUCAGCCAGACUAAGAAAACUGAACAUGGAGACAGUGACACAACAGAUAAACUGGAAGAGGAGGAAGGAGCAGAUACCAUUCGAAAAGAGCUCCAGGAAAUCACUAACUCUGUCAAAGAUCUUGUUCUCAGACCUAGGAAAUCUUCUGUAACAGAGGAAUAAAAUUAUUAUUCAGUGCGUCCACAUCCAUGAUACAGUCAGAUUUAUUUUUUUUUUUUAUCCUGAAGGGAAGCAUAGCAGAAAAUGCUUGACAAACUUUAAAAUUUGGCUUCUAACAAUUGCAAGUCACAGCCAGGGAACACAGUUGUUGGUUGAUGGUGGCAAACAGAGUUUUGUUAUGUACUACUACAGGGUAUGUGUAACACACAGUAAAUGUAGAUGUGACAGCACAGUUUUGGACACUUUGGGUAUGAAAUUAGUGUUUUUUAAUUGGCAUCUUCAUGUGAGGCCUCAAGAAAUGGUUAUUCUUCAAAUAACAGUGUAUUCUGUUCCAUACACACAGGCUUAUAGUUUUACUUCUCUGAUUUGGAUUUAUAGUGAUCUAAGGAUUGCAUAUAAGUGUAUAUAAGCCUGUAUAUCUUAAUUUCAAAUACUAGUUUUGAAACAUAUACUGAUACCUAAUAGAAUAGCAAUGAAAGGCCAUCUUUACUUUUUUAUAUCAUUAGUGGAUGUUUUCAGCUUCUGUUCACUGGACCACAGCAGUAAAAACAUUGAGUACAAGUGGAUAUUGCUAAACUUAAGAGAAGUGACCCAGUACUAAUGUGAGUUUCUAAAUGUAGUGAAAGCUUAUGAAAAUCAGCACACUCAUGCUAUUAAUGUAUUCUGUUAAUGUCCAUAAUAGCUGUUCAUUUAAAGCUUGUAAUUCAGACAGAGGAGGUGAUACCCUUUUGCACUGGUAUUUUGGGAAUGGAUAAAUACUUCUACGCCUGCCAUAUUUUACAUGCUAUAUGUUCAUUCAGUGGACUCGUGGAGUUCUUAGUCCAUUUCCCAUAGCAGUUAGAAGCACUUGCUUGCAUUUUGUCAGCUCAUUAAAGAACUUGUGGUAUUCUGUUUAUUCUGAGCUUCUUGAAAAGAUUUUAGUUGAUGAUCUUUCUACAUAAACUUUAUAGACUGAAGUAUUGGCUAAAGUGUUUCCUUCAAGUUUUUUACCACCCUUAUUUUUACAUGAGUGGUACUUUAUGUCUUCAGGAAAGUGGAAGAAUGUGUAAAAUGGAGUUCUGCCACUAUUAAUGACAUAAUUCUUGUAUGUCAAAUAUACUUCUAACUUAUUUUUAAGAGAAGAUAAUUUUCAAACUGGAAAUACUUUAGUUGUGUUACUUCAGUAAUGCGCAUUGUUUUCUUGUGUGUAAUUUCAGGUUUUUGCAUAAAAUCAAGUUUGAGUAGUAAGACAAGGAAGAGUUCUUUUCACUAAACCUGUCAUUCACCCAUUCUUGCCAAAAUUCUUUCAUGCUGAAAGCAAGCAAAUUCUGUGCCAGCCCUACGCUGUUCAAGUAUAUCUGGUUUCAAACAGUUCACGUAUUCUAUAAGCUUAAUCAUAAAUAUACCCAACCCUGAAAUUGCAACAAAUGACAGUUGAAGAGACCAAGUACAGAAGCUCAGUAACAGAUUAACCAAGGUUAAUUUUGAUAAGGUAAAAAAUUGAAUAUUAUACCUAUAUAAAAGUCAGUAAUGUUUAACAAUGUUCACAUCAGUGCUGAUCUUUUACCAACUGUAAGGCAAAACAGUUUGCUAGUUGUAACGCAGAAGCAAAGGUAGUUGUUUUUCUUUCCUUGGCUGGAGGCUAUCAGAGCUGAUAAUACAGGACAAUGAGGAGUAAGAAAUUAAAAAUAUUCAGGCUGUUUAAUUUUGUUUAAGAAAUAGAGUUUGCAUACAGGAAAUAGGUUUGAUUUCUUGUUAUUUAGCCAGAAUAAUUAUUAAGUUCCUAUACUGAAUGUAAACAAUUUUAUAUGACAUUGAGCUAUUUUGUAAAUAAUAUGCCAUAUGACAUUCUGUAUGCAAAUUUGAAAUUAUUUUAAUAACAUUAAAUGAUGGAGUAUUUAAAAUGCAUUCUGCUGAUUUAACCAAUGGUUGAUCAUCUUGCAACUUGCAGCUUUCAAACAGCAAUUGGUAAUAUGCACCAUUUGAUUUAACAUGCCAUUCUGAGCGUCCCUGUAAUUUUGUUUGAUACUGUUUCAUGCUGGAAUAGUAAUGAACUUAUUAUAAAAUUUA